UUACAAAAAAAAAUGCCUAAACUCCUAAAAAGUAUCGUCACUGUCGUUGAUCUUUUCUACCAAUAUGCCACCCGGGAUGGGGAGUGUGACAUGUUGAACAAGGCAGAACUGAAAGAACUUUUGGAAAAUGAGUUUCAUCAAAUUCUGAAGAAUCCAGAUGAUCCAGACACUGUAGAUAUCAUCAUGCAAAAUCUGGAUCAAGACCGUGACAAGAAAGUGGACUUUACUGAGUAUCUUCUGAUGAUAUUUAAACUGGCUCAGGCUUGUAAUAAAAUCAUCAGCAAAGAUUACUGCGAAGCUUCAGGGUCAAAACAGAGAGACCACAAUCACCAGCACCAAGAGGAAAAAAGUGAAACAAAAGAGGAGGAGAAAAGGCAAGGUCAUUCAAGAUCAAGUACAGGAGAGAAUGAUUCCAGGGUCUCCAGAAGAAGCAAUAAACACAGGCCUGGGUCCAGCUCCAGAAGAAUGGACCAUCAAGGAGGCUUGUCAAGUUCAGAGCACAGGCAAAGCUCUGGGGAAAGAAGAAGAGAGUCAAGUUCAGGCCACUUCAAAGAGAGUAAGAAAAACAGGCAUGGCUCUUAUAAACAAGAGAGGUCUGAGAGUCAUUCUUCUGGUCAGAGGCAACAUAGAACCAAUAAAAGUGGUCAAUCUGGACUUAGUAGACAACGAAAAUGGUCUACAAGCAAUGAGGGAUAUGGGUCUGAAUCAGGCCAGUCCAUAAGCAAAGGCAAAAAUCAGUCAAGCUCCUAUGAGUCCUCUACUCAGAGAAAACAUAGCAGCAGCUCUACUCAUCAGUCAGGAGGUUAUGGAAGACAAAAUCAUGGCUCUGUGUCAGGCCAGUCCUCUAAUUAUGGAAAAUAUGGACCUGGUUUUAAUCAGUCUUCUAGUCAGAAAUACCAUGAAUCUAGCUCAGGAUCCAGUUUAGGUGAAUCAUCAAGCUGUGGACAACAUGAAUUUGGAUCAGGUCAGUCCUCUGGCUAUGAACAACAUAGAUCUGGCUCAGGUCAAUCUUCUGGCUUUGGGCAACAUGGAUCUGGUUUAGGUCAAUCUUCUAGUUAUAGACAAAACAGUUCUACUUCAGGAUGUUCAUCAAGCUGUGGACACUAUGGAUCUGGCUCAAGUCAAUCUUCUAGCCAUAGCCAACACUGGUCCAGCUCAGGAGAGUCGUCUCACUAUGGACAACAUAGUUCUGGCUCAAGUCAAUCUUCUGGCCACAGCCAACAUGGGUCUGGCUCAAGAGAAUCUUCUAGCAAUGGACAACAUAGGUCUGGCUCAAGUCCAUCUUUUAGCCCCAGCCGACAUGGAUCGGGAACAGGCCAGUCCUCUGGCUUUGGGCAACAUGGGUCAGGAUCAGGUCAGUCUUCUAGCCAUAGCCAACAUAGGUCUGGAUCAGGCCAGUCUUCCGGCUAUGGACGACAUAGAUCUGGCUUAGGUCAGUCCUCUACAUAUGGUCAUCAAGGAUCUGGAUCAGGUAAGUCUUCUGGCUUUGGGCAACAUGAGUCUAGCUCAGGAGAGUCUUCUGGCACUGAGCAUAGAUCUGGCUUAGGUCAAUCACCCAGCUCUGGACAGCAUAAAUCUGGAUAUGGUCAAUCAUCUAGCUAUGGACAACAUGGUUCUACUUUUGGGCAGUCAUCAAGCUGUGGUCAACAUGGAUCUGGAUCAGGACAGUCCUCUAGUUAUGGCCAACAUAGGUCUGGCUCAGGCCAGUCUUCUGGCUAUGAUCAACACAGAUCUGGCUCUGGUCAGUCUUCUGAAUAUGGUCAUCAUAGAUCUGGAUCAAGUCAAUCUUCUGGUUUUGGGCAACAUGGGUCUAGCUCAGGUCAUUCUUAUGGCUUUGGGCAACAUGAGUCUAGCUCAGGAGAUCAGUCUUCUAGCUAUGGACAACAUGGUUCUGCUUCUGGACAACAGUCAUCAAGCUGUGGUCAACAUGAAUCUGGAUCAGGCCAGUCUUCUGGCUAUGGCCAACACAGAGCUACCUCAGGUCAGUCCUCUAGAUAUGGUUAUCAUGAGUCUGGAUCAGGUCAGUAUUCUGGCUUUGGGCAACAUUGGUCUGGAUCCAGCCAUCAUUCUAGCUAUGGCCAGCCUGGGUCUGGAUCAGGCCAGUCUUCUGGCUAUGGUCAGCAUGGGUCUGGCUCAGGACAGUCUUCUGGCCAUGGUCAGUAUGGUUCUGGCUCAGGUCAAUCCUCUACCUAUGGACAAUAUGGUUCUGCUUCAGGACAGACAUCAAACUGUGAUCAACAUGAAUCUGGAUCAGGCCAGUCUUCUGGCUAUGGGCAACAGAGAUCGGGCUCAGGUCAGUUCUCUAGAAAUGGUUAUCAUGAGUCUGGAUCAGGUCAGUCUUCUGGCUAUGGCCAACAUGGGUCUGGAUCCAGUCAGUCUUCUAGUUAUGGCCAACAUGGAUCUGGAUCAGCUCAGUCUUCUGGAUUUGGGCAACAUGGGUCUGGCUCAGGUCAGUCUUCUAGCUAUGGUCACUGUAGGUCUCGACCAGGACAGUCUUCUGGCCAUGGUCAGUAUGGUUCUGGCUCAAGUCAAUCCUCUAGAUAUGGACAAUAUGGUUCUGCUUCAGGACAGACAUCAAGCUGUGGUCAACAUGAAUCUGGAUCAGGCCAGUCUUCUGGCUAUGGACAACAAAGAUCAGGCUCUGGUCAGUCCUCUUGGUAUGGUCAUCAUGGGUCUGGAUCAGGUCAGUCUUCUGGCUUUGGGCAACAUGAAUCCAGCUCAGGAGAAUCCUCUGGCAAUGAACAGGGAUCUGGCUUAGGUCAGUCAUCAAGCUCUGGACAGCACAAACCUGGAUGUAAUCAGUCCUCUAACUAUGGACAACAUGGUUCUGCUUUUGGACAGUCAUCAGGCAGUGGUCAACAUGCAUCUGGAUCAGGCCAGUAUUCAGGCUUUGGGCAACACUGGUCUGGAUCAGGUCAGUUUUCUGGCUGUGGGCAACAUGGGUCUGAAUCUGGUCAGUCUUCUGGCUUUGGUCAACAUAGCUCUGGAUCAGGCCAAUCUUCUGGCUAUGGAGUAUAUGGGUCUGGAUCCACUCCGUCUUCUAGUUAUGGCCAACAUGGGUCUGGGUCAGGUCAGUCUUCUGGCUUUGGGCAACAUGGAUCUGGCUCAGGUCAGUCUUUUAGCUAUGGUCACCAUAGGUCUCGAUCAGGACAGUCUGCCGGCCAUGGUCAGUAUGGUUCUGGCUCAAGUCAAUCCUCUAGCUAUGGACAAUAUGGUUCUGCUCCAGGACAGACAUCAAGCUGUGGUCAACAUGCGUCUGGAUCAGGACAGUCUUCUGGCUAUGGCCAACAUGGGUCUGGAUCAAGUCAGUCUUCUAGUUAUAGCCAUCAUGGGUCUGAAUUAGGCCAGUCUCCUGGCUUUGGGCAACAUGGGUCUGGAUCCAGUCAGUCUUCUAGUUAUGGCCAACAUAGGUCUGGAUCAAGCCAGUCUUCUGGCUUUGGGCAACAUGGUUCUGGAUCCAGCCAGUGUUCUAGUUAUGGCCAAAAUGGGUCUGGAUCAGGUCAGUCUUCUGGCUUUGGGAAACAUGGAUCUGGCUCAGGUCAGUCUUCUAGCUAUGGUCACCAUAGGUCUCAAUCAGGACAGUCUGCUGGCCAUGGUAAGUGUGGUUCUGGCUCAGGUCAGUACUCUAGCUAUGGACAAUAUGGUUCUGCUCCAGGACAGACAUCAAGCUGUGGUCAACAUGUGUCUGGAUCAGGCCAGUCUUCUGGCUAUGGCCAACAUGGGUCUGGAUCAAGCCAGUCUUCUGGCUUCGGACAACAUGUGUCUGGAUCCAGUCAGUCUUCUAGUUAUGGACAACAUGGGUCUGGAUCAAGCCAGUCUUCUGGCUUUGGCCAACAUGGGUCUGGAUCCAGCCAGUCUUCUAGUUAUGGCCAACAUGGGUCUGGAUCAGGUCAGUCUUCUGGCUUUGGGCAACAUGGGUCUGGAUCCAGUCAGUCUUCUACCUACAGCCAACAUGGGUCCGGAUCAGGCCAGUCUUCUGGCUUUGGGCAACAUGGGUCUGGAUCCAGCCAAUCUUCUAGUUAUGGCCAACAUGAGUCUGUAUCAGGUCAGUCUUCUGGCUUUGGACAACAUGAGUCUGGAUCCAGUCAGUAUCCUAGCUAUGGCCAGCAUGGGUCUGGAUCAGGUCAGUCUUCUGGCUAUGGCCAGCAUUGGUCUGGAUCAGGUCAGUCUUCAGGCUCUGGGCAACAUGGGUCUGGAUCAGCUCUGAGCAGUGUGGUUCUAGAUUUGGUCAGUGUUCUAGCUCUGAGCAAUAUGGGUAUGGCUCAUGUCACUCAUCUACCUCUGGACAAUGUGGUUCUGGAUCUGGUCAGUAUUCUCACUCUGAACAGUACAGAUCUUGUUCAUGUCACCCAUCUAGCUCUGGGCAAUGUGGUUCUGAAUCUGGUCAGUGUUCUAGCUAUGAGCAACAUGAAAUACAAGGGAGAUGUAGAUCAAGUUCAAGUGAAACUCGUAAUGAAUACAGUAGACCCAAAAUGUGCUCGAUCCCUAAUCAAUCAAGAAGCAAUAGCCAGGAAUGGUCAGAGUCUGGCCAAAAAGAAGGAGGUAAGAGUUAUGGCCUUUCAGGUAUUGGGCCUGAUGGAUAUGAGAGUAUUCAUGGACAAUCAAGAACAUGUAGGCAACAAAGCCAAGGAUGGAGCCAAGGUCCAUCUGACUGUAUCCAUUCAAAUUGUAAUGAAGAACAAAUAA
Molecule: messenger RNA, 4686 nt
Organism: Enhydra lutris kenyoni (northern sea otter)
Lineage: Eukaryota; Metazoa; Chordata; Mammalia; Carnivora; Mustelidae
Product: hornerin-like
Exons: 5
Coding region: 13-4686 (1557 amino acids)
Biological process (GO): establishment of skin barrier
Cellular component (GO): keratohyalin granule; cornified envelope
Molecular function (GO): calcium ion binding; transition metal ion binding
Source: RefSeq, a predicted model, not a curated record